Bursaphelenchus xylophilus (pine wood nematode) is the source of this 2249-nucleotide messenger RNA. NCBI's taxonomy places the organism in Eukaryota, Metazoa, Nematoda, Chromadorea, Rhabditida, Aphelenchoididae. The record is from the annotation of a GenBank genome assembly.
AUGCCGUCAUAUACUCCUCGCUCUUCUCGGCAUCCGUAUUCAGAUGAAGACGAUAAAGAACUCUGGGGAUUUUACAUCAAGUAAGUGGCAUGUUACAGACUCAUCGAUGUUUAGAGAGUUCCGUCGACUCAGGUUCUGCUCCUCAAACAAAAUGUGGGAGGAUUUUUUGGCUCAACAUGGGAAAAAGCGAUUGGUUUGGAGCUUCCGCAGAGCUUCUGGGAUCGAAUCACAGUAAGAUUUUUUUAUUACUGUUGUUUUUGGUAUUAGAGAAACAUCUUUAUGGUUUUCUUGUAGUUUCCGAAAAGUUCUGGUCCCUAAAGUCGUCGAUUCGCCUCUUCGCGGCAAAGACUUGUAUGAUGUGAUGAAGUUCUAUCAAACCAAGCUGGACAAGAAUGAUAUCAAGUUCCUGGAGAAGCGAGAACCCGUCAAAGUCUUCACUGAUGACCAUGGAUGCUUCUUAAAGGCGGUAGAUGCAAAAACAAGUCAGUUUUUGUUAGUUUUCAUCUUAUCUUGGUUUAGAUGAGGUGAUCAAUGAAGAAACGUUUGAUAGGUCCAGAAAAGGAAGUUUUGAAAGCGAGAGUAGCGCAGAGACAGUUGAUAACAGGAUUGGCAGGCGAUUUUUGGAAUCCGAUCGUGACUCUUCUUAUGAUGGCACAUCGGUUUCAAGCACGGAUGAGGUGGAAUAUAACCCAUCGUCUCCGAAGAAACAACCGACCUCUCCACGUCGUCUAACUCGAUCGCAGCACAAUGCCGAGGUUGCUCCAACUCAUACGAGGGAACUCAGAAGCAGAGGUAUUUCUCCAAGGACUGUCAGAACUCCAAGUGUUGAAGUUUUGGAAGAUCAAAUUGAUACUCCGACUAGUUCCGCCAAUUCUACCAGGAUUACUCGUUCUCAAAGGAGACCUGAGGUCAGUUCUCCUACGAAGAGACGACUGGAUGCUGCUAAAGAAGCUAAUAACAACGGCAAUAUUAAAAUUUCUCCAUCUAAACCUACUGCAACUGGAAGUCCAAAGAAGAAAUUAAAGGCUGAUAUCGCGGAUCCUCCUGUAUUCGAAGAGUGGAAUGAGACUCUCAAGCAGAAUGUCAAGGCUAUUUUGAAUGGAAAACUGGAGAUUACGGACUUGGAAAGGAACGUGGAGAUUCCAGAGCAGUACCAAAAAUAUUUUGAUAUGCCAGUGGUAAGUAAUUGAGUUAAUCGUGGUGGAAACGGUAUUUUUGAGGUGUUAAAAAGCCUGAUAGAUUAUUUGACAGUUAUGCAUGAACUUUUAAGGGGGUUUGGAGUAAAAUUUUUGGCGGGCGCACACUUGCGGGCAACCACUUUGCGGGCAAAUUUUUUGCGGGCAGCCACUUUGCGGGCAGCCGACAUUUGUGGCCAGCACCGGCAUUUGCGGGCAGCCUGGGACAUUUGCGGGCAGGGUCGACAGUUGCGGGCAGCCGACAUCUGCGGGUAACCGACACCUGAUUGUGAGGGUAACAGGGUGGACGUGGAAAAAUUACUAUGAUAUUUUGGAAAUUUGCCGACAUUUGCGGGCAGCCGACAUUUGCGGGCAACCGGGAAUUGUGGAUAGCAAGGUGGAGGUGGAAAAAUUACUGCGAUAUUUUGGAAGUUUACCGACAUUUGCGGGCAGGCAAGACUUGCGGGAAGCCGACAUUUGCGGGCAACAGUUCCAAAAGUACCAAUACAGUCUGUAUGAUUGUUUUUUCCUGUUGCCCGCAAAUGUCGGUUGCCUGCAAGUGUCGACUGCCCGCAAAUGUCGGCAAAUUUCCAAAAUAUCGAAGUAAUAUUUCCACCUCCACCCUGUUACCCUCAGGUGCCGGUUGCCCGCAAAUGUCGGUUGCCCGCAAGUGUCCCAGGCUGCCCGCAAGUGUCUCAGCUGCCCGAAAAUGUUUCAACUGCCCGCAAAUGUGACCCCCCAAAUUUUGCCCGCAAAGUGGUUGCCCGCAAAAAAAUUGCCCGCAAACUGGUUGCCCGCAAAGUGGUUGCCCGCAAGUGUCGCGACGCCAAAUUUUUGCAUUUUUUUUUUGUCAUGGCUAAUGAUUUUUGGGCAAUUUUUUUAGAAUUUAGCGGUUGGGUAUGAAACCUACCGUAUUAUCUUGGCGGAUCACUUAGAUGCAGUCAUGUUUAAAUUAAAACAAUGACGUUAUUUUUUUAGGCCAAGGCUUUCCUCCGAUUGGCCCUCAAAGGCCCCAGAGAUCCCGAAGCGAUCCCUAUGAACUUACUGUACAAAGAACCGGUAAAUUCCAACUAA